AAUGGUAACCGGGAGAAAGUAGGAAUACGACGUGGGCGAGAAACAAGGAUCUUGAUUGGCCUUAAUUCAAGGCAGAGUUCUAUCACGCCAUCAAGACAGAAUUGAAGCAAUAGACCAUUAUCGGCGCUUAUACCCUUGUGUCCGGGUGACAGUGACCGUAUAAGUUUGAUGUAUCGUCCAAUGUUGUGGUUCUCCAUAGCUUGAUUCACCCCAAAUCCUUUAUAUAAUUUUAUCCGUCAAGGCCUAUCAGAUAUUAUCAUGUCUGUCGCAAAAGAACUUGAAGUGGCCAAUGCUGAAUACGCUGUGUCCUUCAGCAAAGGCCACCUGCAGAUCCCUCCGAAACGGAAGGUGGCCAUCGUGGCAUGUAUGGACGCCCGUUUAGAUCCGGCUCGCGCCCUUGGUCUUGAGGAGGGCGAUGCCCAUGUGAUUCGAAAUGCCGGUGGUCGCGCAGCAGAUGCUUUGCGAAGUAUCAUCAUCUCCCAGCAGUUGCUAGGCACUCGAGAGAUUGUUAUUAUUCAUCAUACCGACUGUGGGAUGCUCACAUUUACCGAUGAGGUGAUCCGCGGCAAAAUCAGAUCGGAUCUUAGUCAAAAUGCUGAUCAUAUUUCUUUCUUGCCGUUUGGUGAUCUCAAACAAAGUGUGUUUGAUGAUAUCAAGGUGCUGAGAGAGAGUCCUCUGGUCUUGGAUGUUCCUAUCACGGGGUUUCUGUACGAAGUUGAAACGGGAAAGAUUGUCAGGGUCGAGGAUAAUUUGUGAUAGCAGACAGUUCUUCCCUGUAUGGCUUGAAUUAACCACUACUCUGGCUUUAUUACAAUCAAGUAUCAUUACAUCUCCACUGAGCCAAGUUAGCCGACCUACUACUGAUUUGGAUUCUCAGUGGCCCUUUGCUAUCUUGAAAAAAGACACCAUCUUAUACGAGAUG
Messenger RNA from Aspergillus pseudonomiae, 922 nucleotides. RefSeq names its product beta-class carbonic anhydrase. Gene Ontology annotation, molecular function: zinc ion binding; carbonate dehydratase activity. The transcript has 4 exons. NCBI's taxonomy places the organism in Eukaryota, Fungi, Ascomycota, Eurotiomycetes, Eurotiales, Aspergillaceae. The record is from RefSeq and is a predicted model, not a curated record. Bases 259 to 756 code for a protein of 165 amino acids.